Chiloscyllium plagiosum (whitespotted bambooshark) is the source of this 2908-nucleotide messenger RNA. Its product is annotated as 3-mercaptopyruvate sulfurtransferase-like. Gene Ontology annotation, cellular component: mitochondrion. NCBI's taxonomy places the organism in Eukaryota, Metazoa, Chordata, Chondrichthyes, Orectolobiformes, Hemiscylliidae. Gene Ontology annotation, molecular function: thiosulfate-cyanide sulfurtransferase activity. The record is from RefSeq and is a predicted model, not a curated record.
CUGCAAUGAGUGGGCUGGGUUUAGAGGCAGAGGGUUGGGUUUAGAGUCACUGGGCUGGGUUUAGUGUCAGUGAGUUGGGUUUAGAGUCAGUGGGCCUGAGGUAAUUCCGUUCACAGAAGGGAAGGAGAAUGGCGUUAGCUCGCACUGUGGUAUCUGCUGCCUGGCUGGCCAAGGCAAUCAGCAGCGCUAAGGCCGGACCGUUGCGGGUCUUGGACUCCUCCUGGUAUUUGCCAAAAAUGCAGCGGGACGGCAGGAAGGAGUUCAAGGAGAAGCACAUCCCCGGCGCUACCUUCUUCGACUUGGACGAAUGCAGCGACCGCUCCGCCCCUUACGACCACAUGAUGCCCGGACAGGAGCUUUUCUCCCGAUACUUGGCCAACCUGGGCAUCUGCAACGACACCCACGUCGUCAUCUACGAUGCCAGCGAUUUCGGGCUGUUUUCUGCCCCCCGGGUCUGGUGGAUGUUCCGGGCUUUCGGUCACAGCCGGGUGUCGGUGCUGGAUGGCGGCUUUAUCAAUUGGCGCAGGGAGGGUCUCCCGGUCACUUCGGAACUGCAGGACUACCCCGUGGCUGAGUACAAGGCAAAAACCAAACCCCAGGUCAAAAGUUACCAGGAGAUCCUGGACAACAUCCAGAGCAAACAGUUCCAGCUGGUGGAUGCCAGGCCUGAGGGCAGAUUCAAAGGCACCGAGCCUGAACCCAGAGAAGGUAUUGAACCUGGGCACAUCGCCAAUAGUAUCAAUAUCCCCUUUAAUACCUUCAUGGAUCCAGAGACUCUCAGGAUGAAGAGUGAAAAGGAGCUGCAGUGCUUGUUUGAGGAUCACAAUGUCGACCUGAAGAAACCACUGGUAGGAACCUGUGGCACCGGGAUCACUGCCUGCUUUGUUGCCCUUGGUGCCUACCUCUGUGGGAAAGAAAAUGUGAUGAUCUACGAUGGCUCCUGGCAAGAGUGGUUCACCCGAGCUGACCCCAGUCACAUUAUCUCGGAGAGAAAGGAGAAAGUCAAAUAGGCAGCACUGAAAGCAAUGUUUAAGAUUAUACAGUUCCCAUUGUCAAGAUUAGUAGAUAAUUUGAGAGUCAUUCUUAUGUUCUAUUUGACUAGCUAAGGAAUCUAUCUUUUAUUGUGUUGGAGAUAGGAGCCAAGCAGCUACUGUAAAGGUUUGAUCUGUUCCCUAUUUGAAGGGCCCUCUGCACACUUAGCAAGUGUUCUUCUGGCUAUUGAUGGCAACAACAGGUGUAAUCCUCUUUUGUGAUGUUGUUUCAGUCACAAUUGAGUAUUUCUCAAGUGAUUUGCCUGGAGACUCGACCUUUUUCACAAGAUGCAGAAGGGUGGUCUAGAACAGCUCUAAGUGCUGAGUCAGUGUUAGAAUGGUAAUGGGAGAUGCAUGACCAUGAAGGGAGAUGCAUGACCAUGAAAGGAAAUGAAGCCAUUUCUGGGGAAAGUUUGUCACUUUCCAGAAUCAUUCACAGUUUUGUUUCUUGUCGUAUUUGUUUGGGGCACUACGUUGUCAUUUCCUGAAGAUGCUGGACGUGCUGAGGCUGAGUGUCCACUGAGUUUCAAAAUGUUUCUCACAGUGAUUUACUCCUUGAAUGCAGUGACUGCUCUGUGUAGCCAAGAUUUCAAAGUGAGACCAGAUGGCCUUUGAUGAGUAUAGGAUGUCAGAGUUGAAAUAAGUCUGGUAUUUCUUCCCUUUCUAAGUGAAAAUCUUUAUUAUUGAAUCAAAGUUCCUCCUGUUAUUAACAUUGUAAACUUUAAACUCUCUCAGCUUAUACAACAUCAUUUGUGGAUUAGGAGUUAUUUUACUUAUGCUGCACCCAACAGUGUGAGACAAAUGAAGGCUAAACCCCUGUUCUAAGUCAUGCAACUGAAAACAGAAAACUUUCUCCUCAGCAUGGAAGAAAUUUAACAGAAAGAGUAAUACUUGGAUAAACCCUGCGUCCUGUCUGGAAUUGCUUCAUAGAUUCUGAGACUAGCUUCAGAGUGAAUGUGUAUCUCAUCUCCAGUUCUGAGUUGUUAAAUUGGGAAUGCUCCGAUGUCAAUGAAGUUGACAGUAAAGUUGGUCUGGAUUGCAGAAUAAAUAGCAUUUGUAUUAAAUCUGGAGUUUGCAUGCAGUGGCCAAUUCCUGGCAUUGCAAUGAAACCUGUUUCUUUCAAUAACAUUCUGAACAUUUUCUAACACCCAUGUUCUAGCUAGUUAUCAAUCUUUGUACACCCAGUACAUACCAAAUGUGCCUCUCAGUUUUCCACACAGGUCAAGUGUGCCGUAAUUCAGAUUUAGGAGAUGGAACAUUGUACAAAAAAAUCCUUCCCCAUGUGCCUUACUGCAAUUAAAAGAAAUAAUGCUCCAGGAGUUGGCUACUUAACACUGAAGUAAUUUUUGCUACUGUAACAAUUUUCCCUCUGGCUACUUAAAAUGUUUUUAAUUAAAAUCUUAAGAAGAAUUUCAAAGGAUUUGUGAGACAAAUGUGUUAAGCUAUCUUUAGAGCACCUUAUUCAAGAAGAAAUGCGGGGAUUAGUAUUACUACACAAAUCUGAUGAAUUGUUUAAUGUACUUGAAAAUACAGAGUAAGUAUGAUACAAUGAGCAAUAUGAAGUAUUCAUUCAGGUCUGUAACAGACAAGCAACUGGGUUUGCAGCAACAGUGCAUGGCACAGCAGUGUUGUGGCUUCCUUUCCCUGAGGUUUUCAGUGUUGCACUCUACAUUCAGUGUAUCAGUUGCAUGUGUCGAGAAAUUCCUGUGCAUUACAAUGGGGAAUGUGGACAAAAAAAAAUAGACAGUGGAAUUUUCACCAAUGGAGUCUACCUUGGUUAGUGGGCUUGGCUGUGGGUUCAACUUGGGGAGAAAGUGAGGUCUGCAGAUGCUGGAGAUCAGAGCUGGAGAUGUGUUGCUGGAAAAGCGCAGCAGGUC